GAACCAUUAUCAUCACUGCCAUAAAAACUAAGGCCCUCAGAUUUCUUUCCCUCUUCCCCUCCUCCUUCCCCCCUCCUGCUUUUUAAACCCUGGGCCCUGGAAAAGCCAUGAAUUUUGAAUUUGAGAGGGAGAUCGGGUUUAUAAAUAGCCAGCCUUCGCUCGCAGAGUGCCUGACGUCUCUUCCCGCUGUCCUGGAGACAUUUCAAACUUCAUCAAUCAAGGACUCGACAUUAAUUCCUCCUCCUUUUGAGCAAACCAUCCUCAGCCUGAAUCCUUGUUCCAGCAGCCAGGCAAGACCGAGGAGCCAAAAAAGAGCAUCUCAUGGCCUGCUCCAACCCCAGCCUCCGGUACAGCCCGGCCCCUUGGCAGCGGAAUUCCCCUGGAUGAAGGAGAAGAAAUCGUCCAAGAAAGCUACCCAGGCUCCAUCCUCUUCUUCAUCCUCUUCCCCCCCAACAUCUUCCUCGUUGCCGGUGCCUGCCGCAGGAUCUCCUGCAGAGAUCCAGGGGCUCGCCGACCCCAGCGGCUCGAGGAGGCUCCGGACAGCCUACACCAACACGCAGCUCCUGGAGCUGGAGAAGGAAUUCCACUUCAACAAAUACCUCUGCAGGCCCCGGCGGGUCGAGAUCGCGGCUCUGCUCGACCUCACCGAGAGGCAAGUCAAGGUCUGGUUCCAGAACCGGCGGAUGAAGCACAAGAGGCAAACCCAGCACAAGGAGCCCCCCGAUGGGGACCUCGCCUACCCCAACCUGGACGAGAGUAGCGACGCCGUGGACGAGGCUGAGGAAAGCCCCCCUUGCACCGCGGCCGGCCCCGCGGACCGUGCCUACCCCGAGGGCCAGCACUCGCCUUUGUUGCCAGACCUGAGCAUCUUCUCGGCAGAUUCCUGCCUGCAGCUCUCGGAGGGGCUUUCCUCCAGCCUACAGGGCUCCUUGGAGAGCCCCAUCCACUUCUCCGAGGAAGACCUGGACUUUUUUACGAGCGCACUUUGUACUAUAGAUUUGCAACAUUUAAAUUUCCAAUAGCAAUCUCCACUGGCCACCUGCCUCUCUGUUCCUGCCCAUUCCAGGCACACAUGCACAACCCCCCUGUCGAGCCACAACCAGCUGCCCCCAGUCUCCUUUAGGAGGGGGCACUCCAAAAACAUAGCCCAAACCAUUAUUCACUCAUUCAGCCCAUCCCGUCCCAUAGACAUUUGCUUUUAAAACUCUCCAUAUCGUGGGACCCGAAUCACCCUCCCAAUAUUUAUUCUAAGAGACUCACAUGAAAGAGCACCCUAGUUUUUACUAAAUUCAGAUAUUUAAUUAUAGUUCUUUUGUCUUAUUUAUUUUUAAAGAAGGCACCCAAUAGUCCUCAUGCAUAUCAGAGAUACCAGCACCCAAGAGAAAACAUUUGUAAAUCAUUCAAGUGAAUUUCUCAGGAAUCAGAAUGAGACUUUUAGAUUUCUUAAUAAAAUUUAAACAAUAGAGGAAAUUUAUUUCCUCUUUUUAAG
Messenger RNA from Struthio camelus australis, 1489 nucleotides. It is a transcript of the gene HOXB2, whose product is annotated as homeobox B2. The record is from RefSeq and is a predicted model, not a curated record. Gene Ontology annotation, biological process: regulation of transcription by RNA polymerase II. Gene Ontology annotation, cellular component: nucleus. Gene Ontology annotation, molecular function: RNA polymerase II cis-regulatory region sequence-specific DNA binding; DNA-binding transcription factor activity, RNA polymerase II-specific. Lineage: Eukaryota; Metazoa; Chordata; Aves; Struthioniformes; Struthionidae.